Molecule: messenger RNA, 5959 nt
Organism: Monomorium pharaonis (pharaoh ant)
Lineage: Eukaryota; Metazoa; Arthropoda; Insecta; Hymenoptera; Formicidae
Product: probable cytochrome P450 312a1
Exons: 12
Coding region: 365-1915 (516 amino acids)
Molecular function (GO): iron ion binding; oxidoreductase activity, acting on paired donors, with incorporation or reduction of molecular oxygen; monooxygenase activity
Source: RefSeq, a predicted model, not a curated record
UCAUUGAAUUUUUUAAGUAUUAUCUUGUCAAAAAUAAAUUUAAAAGUACAUGUUCAAGUUAUUUAAGGUUUUGAGUAACUAAAAACUGAGAAGAUAACUUUAAGAAAAUCUAAGUGUAUGUAUAACUGUUAAUGUAUUUUAUUAUACUUUAAAAUACUUUAAAUAAUUUUAAAAAAUUUUAAAUAGAUUUUCCUAAGAAGUGUGGAAUUUUUUACCAACUCAUUAUAUAUACAUAUAUGCGUUAGUUAUUUGAGUGGGGAAAACUGAUAAAAGCCUUACAACAAGUCGGCGAUGACUACAUUCGGAUAGUAACAUUAAUAUAAAAUCGUCGUAGUAUCGUGACGUUACCAUUAUUAGUGUAACAAUGUUUGUAACUGCUACAUUAAGUGCUUUAAUAACCGUUCUGUUAAGUUACUUUAUUUGGAAGUUUUGCAGUGAAUUAUACUAUUCUGGAAAAGAAUUGAUGAAACUGCCCGAUCGAAUGAAAACGUUUAAAUAUAUUUUGUAUGGGAAUACUCAUGAUUUCUUGGACAUUGCAAAUAUGAUAGGGGAGCAUUGUUCAUCUCCAUUACGGUUACCAAUGUCCUCAGUCUUUGUAGUGUACGAACCAAAUCAAGUAAAAACUGUUUUACAAAGCCAACAUUGCUUAGAGAGAGGUUUCUUCUACAAAGUUUUCGAUCUAUUAUUAGGCGAAGGAUUAGCAACAGCUCCUGUAUCUUUUUGGACAGAAAGUCGAAAGACAAUAUCCCCAUUCUAUAAUUCGAACAUGUUGCGAAAAUUUUUUGGUUCAUUCGUAAAACAAUCUUUAAUAUUGGCGAAUAAAUUAGAAGAAAUUGGAGAAAAUGGAAACGAGAUUAUCUUUAAUGAACAUGUACGAAUGUGUAUUUACGCUAAUACAUAUGACGUUAUCGUGGGCAAUAAAGUAGAAACAGUUCUUAAGGAUCAACAUUUUGAAGCACUUAUGAGACUUACAGAAACUGUAAAUUAUAGAAUAAAUUUACCACUGGCGCUAAACAUUUUAAUGUUUAAUAGUGUUAUAUAUAAUUUUACUCCUUUGAGACGCAAACAGCAAAAUCUUUCGAAGACAGUACAUCUUCUCACUAAUAAGUUAAUAGAGCAACAUCAAAAUGAAUUAAAACAGCAUUCUAUGGAAAUGGAAAAUACAAAUCAUGAAUCGGUUCUUGAUAUUCUGAUUGAAUCAUCUCAUAAAAAAAAUUGGACACAAAAAAUAAUUUUUGACAACCUUGUUUCACUGAUUUUGGCGUCCAGUGAUUCAAUUGGUACUACCUUAAAUUUUACUGUCUUCAUGUUAGCAAAUUUCCCAGAAAUACAAACGAAAGUAUAUGAAGAAUUGUUGGAAAUUUAUGGUAUGAAGACGCCAACGUCUGCUCCAGUCAAACAUGACGAUUUACAACAUAUGCAUUAUUUGGAGCGAAUUAUUAAGGAAACAAUGAGACUUUUUCCUGUUUUUCCAGUAGUUGGCCGAGAUACAACCAAAGAUAUAAAAAUAGGAGACACUGUUUUGCCAAAGAAGGCUACUAUUGUGAUGCCAAUUAUAACAAUGUUUCGAAAUAAAAAGUACUGGCCGAAUCCAUUAAAAUUUGACCCCGACAGAUUUUUAACAGAAAGAAUAAAAGCUUGUGACUCGUAUUAUUUCAUCCCUUUCAGUGACGGACCAAGAAAUUGUAUAGGUAUGAAAUAUUCAAUGAUGUUUAUGAAAGUUAUCCUAGCAACGCUUAUUCGCACAUUCGUAUUUAAAGUAGAUCAAAGCAUCGAAAUAGAUAAAAUCAAAUUAACUACGGAUAUGGGAGGAUUAAUUCCUUUUGAACCUCUAAAGGUUAAAAUUGAAAAACGAAAAUUUUCUGAUGACAUAUCUGGUGAUUCCUCAGAUAGUCAAACUUGCAAAAGCAAAUAAUAUCAAAAUGCUUGUUAGAACAUCAUUUUGUAAGCAAAAUGGCACUAAAUUGGACACAAAUUCUGUUAUACAGGAUGUUGUCGACAAAUUAUUAACAGAAAUAUAGCAAAAUGUGUUUUACAAAUUUUGCUGGCAAAUAUAGUUGCCAAAUAUUGAACAAGGCUUGAUAUUCUUGUUGCCAAAUUUAGUUUGACAGUUAAAAUUACUGUCAAACAACAUUUUGAUAAUUAUUCAGUUUAGGGGAGGUAGCUUCGAUGAUCUUGACCUUGACAUAUGUUAUCAAGGUCACCGUCCUGAGUGACCUUCAAAAGAUUGUAGCUGUCGCUCGUGAUUCGUUAAAUUGAUGUAUAUGUCUAUAUGGUGUCAGAUAAUGUCACAAACACAUGUGGUACAGUACAAGUAGGAUAUUUAUAAUUUUUAAGUCUUCAUUAUUGAUGUAGAAAUUUAUGAAACUUUUUUUGUUAAUAUCUUUUUAACGAAUUACGAGCGACAGCUAAAAUCUUUUGAAGGUCAUUCAAGAGGGUGACCUUGAUAUGUCAAGGUCAUCGAAGCUGCCUCCCUUAAACUGAAUAAUUACCAGCAUUUUUAUGUAAACUGAGUUGCACAGACUUUGUUCGCUUCUUGACGACAAUUUGUUGUCAAGUUAUGAUACAAAUUUUGCCAACAAAAUACAAGCUGAUCGCGGAUACAGAUGCUAAAGUAUUUGGUAUCAAGUUUUGAGCUAAUUUGUUGCCAAUUUGAUGACAAUUUAAUAACAAAUUGUUUAUUGGAUUAAAAAUAUUAUUAUAACACUUAUAUAUGUAACAAUAAGAAAUAAAUAAAAUAAAGUAAUAAAAUAUUUUACAUUCAUUUGUUAAGAAUUUUUUGCUGUACAAUUUCCACGAAACAUAUAUAUCUCAUCAAGAAGAAAUGAUCAGUUUAUAUUAAUUUAAGAAAAUAUACUAGUACCUCAACAUGCGCAACGAAUCCAUUCCACGCGCGAGAAUUCCAUUCCUCUUGCAAGAAUUCAUGAUUUUUUGCGAUUGAAAAUAUAAUCAGUCAAUACAAAAAAAAGUAAAAAAAAUCCAUUUGUACAUUGUGCAAAUAUGUAUUUUACCCUUCGAAUUCGAACAAGCAUUCCCUUGAGUUGUAUUAAUCUGCACAUGGUUAAUUUGUGAUGGUACGUAUAUGCGCACAAGACUUUGCUGUUGAGCAGAAAACACCCGGGCCGUGCUAAUGCACAUCCCUUAUAGAAGUGCAAUCCAUCGAGCAAUGUCAGAGACGCACGCUUAGAUUUCACCGCCUAUAGCCUUUGACCAGCUUAGCAAAAAUCAUCGAUGAAAUCGAACACGAGCGAAAACAAACUCUCCGUCCGCUGUAAAAUAACAAACUUUCCUCUUUUAUUUCAUGGGAUUUGGAAACUGCUCCACAAAAAAAUGUAAACCGAUUUUAGCGUCGCCGAGGCUACACCACAUCGCGCGCUACUGCCCAGCACCAGUCGCUGCAUUUUCAAACACUCGUUAUAUUUCAAUAUUAUAACAUAAAAAUAUGAAUAUAUUUUUUUAAUAUUUAAUUUGUAUAAUAUUUUACUUUAAAAUUGGUAUUAUAUUUAAAAUUUAAAACAUAAUCAAAACUCAAUCUAUAAUUUACACUUUUAAGUUAUAAACAUAUAUAUAUGUCUAAGGAGAAAAAAAUUAUCAAAAAGUAAAUUAAAAAGUUUGAGUUAUUCUCAAAAAAUCUUAGCAGUGCCUUAGAUUCUGUCUCCAAAGGAUUAUUUAUUUGUAAAUUUUUGCUAGUUAUGAUAAUGUGUCAAAAACUAUUCUUUUAUAGAAAAAUUUUGAAAAUUAGACAAAGUUUGUAAGCAAUUUUAGAGUUUCAUGUUUGUUUUUUUAUAUUUUUAAAAGUUUUCUUAUACAUUAUAAAUUGAAUUAUUAAAAUUUAAAGUUCAGAAAAUAAAAGUAAAAAUCCCCAUCAAUGUAGGGUUGUUAACCCUAGAACGUCACAACGUGGUAGUUUUGUACAUCAGCGCAAAUUUGAAUCUAUCUCCUAAUUUAGCAGAUGAAGGGAUACCGACCAUAAUUUGAUUCAAUGUCUUAGAAAUGGAUAAAGACAUUAACUGAUGUAAGAACGCCAUUAGCUUACGAGCAGUAUAGACAUAAAGUGGAAAUGGGAUACAUUUAUACCCCAGUCUGACGCUUGUGUAUAUAUUUCAUUUGAAUACUGUCAUAUGGACCACUGUUUUUUCCAACGACAUAAAGAAUGGAUUGAGCAUCAGGAUAGACAGACAGGCGCUCGCUAUAGAAAGAGAGGUGCUUACUGCGUUUGCGCAAACUGCAACGUUCCUGUGUGUGAAAACCACAGGAUCAUACAAUGUGGCGAGUGCCACUUGGAAUUAUAAAAAUAUUUUAAUAAUGUUUUUUACUUUAAUAAUGUAUUUUGUUAAAAAAAAAUAAACAUUUUUUAGAAUUUUAAUAAAAUAAAAAUUUGAUUGUGUCUAUUCAUUUUUUUUUCUUAAAUUAUCGUUAUUUUUUCGACUUUUAUUUGUCAAAAUAAUUAUAUUUUUUAAACAAUACCCAAAGUCCAUUUUAUCCCGGUUCUAAAACUAUCUUUUACCUUUUUUAAGCUGUUUAGUUUUUUAAAUUCGCAAAAAAUGGAUGAAAAUACGAUAGAAAAAAAAAACAUUUUUUUUGCAAUUUUUUUCAAACAUUACUCUGUUUAAAUUUUAACGUGUUUAAUAUUAAUUAAUAUUAUUGUGUGCUAGGACUAUCGUCCUUGUCAUAAAAAGACAAAGAGAUUCAUUAAGCACAAUAUUGAUCAAUAAAAUGAUUAUUUAUUCGCCAGUGAUUACAAAAGAAAAAACAAUGUAACUAUUACGUUUGACCUGACUGGCCUCAAAUAUAUUCAACAAAUAGCGCACAACGUUUCGACCGUUGGUUUCGGUCCUUAUCAAGUGCUUAGAUACGUAAAAAUUAAUUGGUACACAUUUUGAAUUAUAAUAUGUGUCUAGAUAUCGUUUAACAAGCAAUAUAAACGAAGUAAAUUACAGAAGAGUUGCCCUAAAAAUAGAAAUCAAUAAUAACGUUUACAAAUCAGAAGUGUGGUCAAGUUUGUGUAAUAAAAAAUAAUAAAUGAUUGGAUACAUUGAAGUCUAAUGUGUGUGUUUCCUUCGAGAUCUAAUCCAUUAUUUAUGGGUUGGGAAGUCUUUGAAAAAUUAUUAUUCUCUUAUGAAAAAAGAAAUAGUCGUAUACGAUAAAUUGAUCGCAUUACCAUUUACAAGCUGAUACGGAAUAACAACGAUGCGAGUAGUUCCGUUUCCGUAGUUUGCCACGUAGUUAUACUCAUUUGCGAUCGCUCUUAAAAAAAUUACAAAUUAUUAGUAAUUUAUAUACUUAAUGAAUUAAUUGCUUAAUUAUGGUGACUAAUAAUUCAUAUGUUUAUUGAAAUUACACAAAAUACAUAGAACGGUUUUGCUAAAGUAUUUAAAAAUUGAAACAAGUGUAAGAUUAGAGAACUGAUAAUAUAAAUAAUACAAAACAAAGAUAUGUCAUUUUUUGGUCAAGACAAAUUUUGAUGCGUAAUGAAAUUGUGUGAAUUUUUAGUCAGUCUUGACAGUUUUAAACUAAAGCUGGAAUAUGUAGUAUUACACAUUAAAUUAAUAAGCUUAAUAUUAUUUUAAUGCUAAAAUAAGCAUCUCAAUGUAAAGAAUUUAUUGUGUUAUUCAUGUAAUUGUAUUUAUUAUGGUGUUAUUGAUUAUCUUUAUUGCAAUAUAUUUAUAAUAAUCGUAGAUAUUUAUAGUAAUUGCCUGAAAAAAAAUGUAUCUACCUUAUACUAUAAUAAAUAUUAUCACUUGCCUCGGUAAUCGAAUUAAUAAGACAUCCGUACAGAAUGUAGGGAGAUCCAGAUUCAUGUCCUCGCUAAGAAAAUAUUUUUUGCAAUAAAUUCUUUACAGUAUUUUAAGAAAUCAAAUCAAAGUAUUAUUAAAAUAUUUGUCAAUUUAAUUUGUUAUAUUACUCAUUCUAGAUUUAAUUUAGAUUUAAUUUAGAACUCAAAACAAGUAAUCAAAAA